AUGAAUGACGAUAAAGAAUCUGCACUUGGUAAAUAUGUCACAGCCGUAAGCGGUAUCCCUUCACACUCAGUUCAAGCAAUGAUGGUUAGAUCAAGUGGUCUAGUAGAUGAAGAACAAUUGGUUAAAGCGCUCAA
This is a messenger RNA of Entrophospora candida, 134 nucleotides long. NCBI's taxonomy places the organism in Eukaryota, Fungi, Glomeromycota, Glomeromycetes, Entrophosporales, Entrophosporaceae. The record is from the annotation of a GenBank genome assembly.